Molecule: messenger RNA, 303 nt
Organism: Microthlaspi erraticum
Lineage: Eukaryota; Viridiplantae; Streptophyta; Magnoliopsida; Brassicales; Brassicaceae
Source: the annotation of a GenBank genome assembly
AUGGGACGGGACAAGACGGAUGAAAAGGAACAAAAUGGGAUAGAUGGGAUGAGACGUGAAUUUUGCCUGCCUCUAAUUAUAUAUGGACAGGACGGGACGGGAAGAAAUGGAAGGAACAAGAUGGCACAGAAGAAGAUAGGAAAGAACAAAAUGGAUAGGAUGGCACUUGAUGUGAAGGAACAAAAAGGAACAGUUAGGGACGGGAUGGGAAGAAAUGAAAGACAGACAGGACGGAUAAGAUGGAAAAGAACAGGACAAGAUGAAAAGAAACCUAAUGGGACGGGAUGGGACAAGACGAUAUGA